GAGUUCAGGUUCGAAGGCUUGACUUCGUUUUUCAGUGAUUGAAUUACUGGAUAUAGCAUGUUAGUGUUAACUCAGUAUCCAUAUAAUGGACAGUUUAAAUACAAGAAGUCUUGAUGACUAUCGUGUGAAUGCUUGUGAUGCCAUCCAAUUCAAACUAGUUAGGGACAAGGAAACUGUCGAUUCAGUAGAUACAUUCAAUCCUGAGUUCACUCACCAAAUAUUUGGUGAAAGUGAACAGAUAUUCGGAUAUCGUGAUCUCAAAGUUGGCAUAUUUUACACAGCAGACUCUCUAUCAACAUAUAUAGAUAUUUCUUAUACAUCAAAAGUUGAUCCUCAACUAUCCAAAGGUGUUAUGCCUGACGAUAUUAUGCACAUAUUAUCUGAUGUUUAUCCAUAUAACAUCAGUAAGAACCUGAAUGAUUUUUUGAAAAACUUCGAUGAAAAGUUUACUUUCACUCCAUACGGAGUUAACAGAUACAGUUAUCAAAUUAUGAAAGAUAAAUGUCCAAAAAAGUUUUCUGUUUUUUUUAUCGAGCAUGGUAUGCCUGGAUUUGAGAAAUUCCUUGAAUAUCAUAAACGGAUGGAAUCUUUCCUUCUUUUCUUCAUAGAUGGUGCAUCUGCUAUAUCUACGGAAGAUAUUCAGUGGUGUUAUUAUGUGAUUUAUGAAAAUAUUGGUCAAACAGAUGACGGAAAAAUUAAAUACGGAUUUAUUGGUUACAUGACAGUUUAUAAGUUUUAUGCUUAUCCCAAAAAUCUUCGACCACGUGUUAGCCAAGUUCUGAUCCUUCCACCUUUUAGAAACAAUGGCCAUGCUACACAACUUUUACAAACUUUUUAUCGUGAUUUUGUACCAAUGUCUAAUGUCAUUGAUAUAGCAGUUGAAGACCCAUCGCCUGAAUUUCAGCGUAUUAGGGAUUUAUUGGACUGCAAACGGUGCUUGGAAACCCCAGAAGUAAUGCAAACUAUAACACAGUCUAAUUGUGUGAACGGACAAAUUAUUAGUGAGAAGUCUUCUGCAAUACGCUUCCGAGAAAUUUCAAGGACAAAGUUAAAACUAAAUCGUUGUCAAAGUCGACGAGUGUAUGAAAUUCUUCGAUUGUUUUUGUUGCCUCGUACAGAUGAAUAUGUAAAGUCUUUUUCUGACGCAUUAACUAAGCGUGCCACUGCAUACUUUCAGCGGGUUCGACCAGAUGCUAUGCGAGGGUCUUCUUUGGUACCUAAAACAAGUGGUCCUUCUUCUUAUAAUCCAUUGAAAAAGGCAUUUGAUGAAGCUGCAGACGAAUAUUUUGAAAGUCAACUGCAUGAAGAAGUUUCUACCUUGUUGAAAAACUAUCAAGACAUUGUAUAUAAACUUGAUCGUUUCAUUUCUUCACUUAAAAAACAGUCGUAAUUAGUGUUGUGUAAGAUGUUCCCUUGUGUUGUUUUCCUCCUGAAAGGAGUAUUGUACCAAGAUUUUCACUCAGUAAAAAUUGUAUUUUGUUGAACAUGUUCCAAUUUAGAAUUGUUACGAUGAUG
This is a messenger RNA of Schistosoma guineensis, 1515 nucleotides long. Lineage: Eukaryota; Metazoa; Platyhelminthes; Trematoda; Strigeidida; Schistosomatidae. The record is from the annotation of a GenBank genome assembly.